Messenger RNA from Gongylonema pulchrum, 351 nucleotides. NCBI's taxonomy places the organism in Eukaryota, Metazoa, Nematoda, Chromadorea, Rhabditida, Gongylonematidae. The record is from the annotation of a GenBank genome assembly.
AUGAAAUUUUUCCCAGAUUUUGACGACAGUUUGCUGCUGUCAGCUGUAUAUGAGCAGUGGCUCUACAGUGAUCUGAAAAUUUCUUCACAGCCCAUAUUCGGUCUUCCAGUUGAUAAGUGCUCAAAGCGAACAGUGAUGAAGGGCGAUGUUGCUGCGCAGGUGAAUACUGUCAUUGACAUUGGUACGUCGUUAUAUUCGCAGUAUCGAGAACUCACCCAUAAGUUCGAAGACACCUCAGGAUUUCAGUCGAAUUCGGAAAAAAGUGAAACAGAUUCCGAUUCGUUUAUGGUAUAUUUGACACUUCUUUCCUUAUCUUUUCGUAGAGGAAAUUGGAAAAAUUUGGAAUCUUAA